Messenger RNA from Epinephelus lanceolatus (giant grouper), 2464 nucleotides. It is a transcript of the gene phykpl, whose product is annotated as 5-phosphohydroxy-L-lysine phospho-lyase. Lineage: Eukaryota; Metazoa; Chordata; Actinopteri; Perciformes; Serranidae. Gene Ontology annotation, molecular function: pyridoxal phosphate binding; transaminase activity. The record is from RefSeq and is a predicted model, not a curated record. Gene Ontology annotation, cellular component: mitochondrion.
GUCAAGCCCACAGACCAGACAUAGCGAAACAAUUUCAGAAGUAGAUGCAGAAGAAGUCUUGAUUAGUGUCAUCGCGUCGCCCUUUGUUCAUAUCCUCAGUAGUCUUUGACACACGUCACAUCUACGGGGAUCCCAAGGACAACAUGGCACGUGAAAAUUUCAGGAAAGAAGAAACUCUAGCAAUGAGGAAGAGACUGAUCGGGCAGUCCAUCAGACUCUUCUAUUCAGGCGACCCUGUGAAAAUAGUGAGAGCAAGAGGGCAAUAUCUAUUCGAUGAGAAUGGCCAGCGCUAUCUGGACUGCAUCAGCAACGUCCACCAUGUGGGCCACUGUCACCCCAGCAUUACAAAGGCUGCAGCAGCACAAAUGGACCUCCUCAACACAAAUACAAGAUUCCUGCACGACAAUAUAGUCAUGUAUGCAGACCGCCUGGCCGCCACCCUGCCUGAGAAACUGUGUGUCUUCUACUUUGUUAACUCAGGUUCAGAGGCCAAUGAUCUUGCCCUUCGCUUGGCCCAGCAGUACACCCAGCAUGAGGACGUCAUUGUGCUUGACCAUGCAUACCAUGGGCAUCUAAUGUCCCUCAUCGACAUUAGUCCUUACAAGUUCCGGAAACUGGCAGGACAGAAAGAAUGGGUUCAUGUGGCACCCUUACCAGACACCUACAGGGGCUUAUACAGAGAGGAUCACCCCAACCCCGGCCAAGCUUACGCUGACACAGUAAAAGACCUGAUAGAGGAGGUGCACAGGAAGGGUCGUAAGAUCUCUGCCUUCUUUGCUGAAUCCUUGCCAAGUGUUGGAGGACAAAUCAUCAUGCCCCAAGGAUACUCAGCUAAAGUUGCAGAAUACGUGCGCUCAGCAGGUGGGGUGUUUGUGGCAGACGAGGUGCAGACAGGCUUCGGACGUGUGGGAAGUCACUUCUGGGCUUUCCAGCUGCAGGGGGAGGGGUUCUGUCCCGACAUUGUGACCAUGGGUAAACCAAUGGGCAACGGGCAUCCUGUGGCAUGUGUGGCAACCACUGUGGAGAUAGCAGGAGCUUUCACGGCCAACGGAGUGGAGUACUUCAACACGUUUGGAGGGAAUCCGGUGUCCUGUGCAAUCGGCCUGGCGGUCCUUGAUGUGAUCGAGAAAGAGGACCUUAGAGGAAACGCCACUCGGGUGGGAGGACAUCUUAAAGAUCUGCUCAUGAAGCUGCAAACUCGACAUCAAAUAAUCGGCGACGUCAGAGGUGUAGGUCUGUUUGUGGGUCUCGAGCUGGUUACAGACAGGAAGAAGAAGACUCCCGCCACAGAAACAGCAGCAGUGGUGGUGAAAAGGUUGAAAGAGGAGGAUAAAAUCUGUGUCAGUACAGACGGCCCCUGGGACAACGUCGUCAAGUUUAAACCUCCCAUGUGCUUUAGUAUGGAGGACGCCGAGCUGGUGGCACAGUGUAUCGACCGCAUACUCACAGACAUGGGAGCCAGUGCACUUAAACUGGAAAAGGACGACAUCUAAGGUGUUCAGUGCCAUUUUUAAGGCAUCUCCUAUGCAGACACCUAACUGGUGAAACCCAGCCAACUGGAGGUUUACACAUUUUAUCGUUACCAUCUGCAAGUCAACCCAUUACACAAGAUGCUAAUUUGACAUUCAUGAUCUACAAAGACUUGUUUUUUUUCCUCCAAUCAAGACACUAAUAAACACCAAGCAUUUUUUUUAAAGAAAUCUUGACUCUUUCUUUUACCCAAAGUAGCAAUAUUUAAAAUAUUUUAUCCCACGUUAAAACACUGAGCAGCAACAUGUUCCUAAUACACAGUAUGGUAUGAUAAGCACUUACCAGAACACUAGCUUUAACUCCUGGUCACAUUCAUAAAAAAUGCUCAAGUAUCGCAGUUUCACAUCUAGUGGGGUGGGUAUUAACACUCAGCAAGUUAUCCUGCAGGUACUGAAGCCCUCUCCCACACCUUCCCAAAGAGGCAUCCGUAGAGGUGUUAACAUUACUCAAGACAAAACAAGCAAGCCAUUUAACAGUACAAAACAUUUAACAUUAUCUUUACAAAUAAUAACAAAAGGAUCCGUGUGUAAUAUAAACCAAAAGUUUAUUUCUACCAAUUUGCCCAAGACACUAGAGGAAUGAGUUUCCAGUGAGAGAGGGAGUACCCUCUUACAUUAACAGGCUUGCGUUCAGUUGAAUAACACUAGUAAAGCCACUUAAAAUUGCAGACAUGAUGGGGGAAGAAUCUCCUUAAAAGCCAAAAGAAAAAAAAAGAAAAGAAAAUAAAGAUGCUGGUUGUCUUCGUCUACUAGGCCAUCUGCAAACAUUAACUUGACACGCUUACAAUGAACCCUUUGAUUAGUUUAAAUCCCUUAUUUUUUUUUGCCUCACCCCACAUCUGAAGCCAUGCAACUCGCAUCCAACAUUCAGCACAGGAGAAAAUAACUAAAGAUCUAGAAACACCAAAAAGGAAAGGAAAAAAAAAAAGCAAAAU